CUUUUGGAUAAAAGGACACUCUUGCUGCUCACUCACUGCCCUCUUUCCUCUGUCCACAAUAAAACUCUUUACUCGCAGCAACUCUUUGAAGAACAGAGCUAGAGAGAGAAAGGGAGGAGAGAGAGAGAGAGAGAGAGAGAGGAGCUACAAAGAUGGUUCGGAGCUCAACAAAUACCAAGGGGUUCUCGCUUUUUAUGCUUUUGUUUGCUCAUUUGGCCACUAAUACUCUUGCAUUAUUAGAAGACGGCCCAAUACCGAACGGAGACUUUGAGACAAGCCCAUUGGGCGGGUUCCCAAGCGAGGACGCCGUAACAGAUGGGCCAACGACGAUCCCAAACUGGAAACUACACGGCACCGUUGAGCUCGUGGAAUCGGGGCAGAAACAGGGUGGGAUGAUCCUCAUCGUACCACAGGGUAGGCACGCGGUGAGAUUGGGAAACGACGCAGAGAUCAGCCAAGAUCUGACGGUGGAGAAGGGGUCAAUCUACUCCGUGACGUUCAGCGCGGCCCGCACGUGCGCGCAGCUGGAGUCGCUGAACGUGUCGGUGGGGGCCGCGUCGCAGACCAUCGACCUGCAGACGCUGUACAACGUGCAAGGGUGGGACCCAUACGCCGUUGCUUUCGACGCCGAGUCGGACAAGGUGACUUUGGCCUUCAGGAAUCCUGGCAUGGAGGAUGACCCCACCUGUGGGCCCAUCAUUGAUGAUAUUGCUAUCAAGAAGCUCUUUUCUCCUGAUCAACCCAAAGACAAUGCUGUUCUUAAUGGCAAUUUUGAAGAAGGUCCAUGGGUUCCCAAAAACGUGUCGCUUGGCGUAUUGCUUCCCACCAACCUAGACGAAGAAAUAUCCUCAUUACCAGGCUGGAAUGUAGAAUCCAACAGGGCCGUGAGGUACAUUGAUUCCUACCAUUACAGCGUCCCCGAAGGCAAGCGAGCCAUUGAGUUGCUCUCUGGCAAGGAAGGCAUUAUCUCUCAAAUGGUCGAGACCUCGCCGAACAAGCUCUACACCCUAACCUUUGAUUUGGGCCACGCGGGUGACAAGUGCAAGCAGCCGCUCGCGGUCAUGGCCUUUGCAGGGGACCAAGCACAGAACAUCCAUUACACGCCGGAUUCCAACUCCACGUUCCACACCACUAGCCUCAAUUUCACCGCCAAGGCGGAGAGGACUAGGGUCGCGUUCUACAGCAUUUACUACAACACGAGGAGCGACGACAUGAGCUCGUUGUGUGGCCCGGUCAUUGAUGAUGUUAGAGUGUGGUUCUCUAGCUCUCAUAGGAACGGGAUUGGAGGUUUGGGGUUAAGAAUAGUGGUUGCCAUUUGGGUGCUUGUUUUGGUUUUGGUUUAAGAUUUUUUUUUUUUUUUUUUUGCUGGUUAGAAAGUUUAUAUAAAUAUAUAUAGCCUACUGUUUGUUAGUUGUGGGGUGGAAUGGUAGUGUUGGUAUAAGACCACCUUCCUUAGUUCCGUGUUGUAUGUCAUCUUUGAUGUUAUAAUCUUUGCUAUGAAAUGAAAUAUAUGAUCAGCAUCUUGUUUUUGCCAA
Morus notabilis is the source of this 1535-nucleotide messenger RNA. RefSeq lists its product as uncharacterized. Bases 153 to 1343 code for a protein of 396 amino acids. NCBI's taxonomy places the organism in Eukaryota, Viridiplantae, Streptophyta, Magnoliopsida, Rosales, Moraceae. The transcript is spliced from 3 exons. The record is from RefSeq and is a predicted model, not a curated record. Gene Ontology annotation, cellular component: plasma membrane.